AUGCCUAUCACAUCUAGUCGUGGAAAUGUAAGAAGAAUAGCGUUUCGUGCGAGAGGAAGGUCUGCGCAGUCUUUUGAUGCUAGUGGAUCACGAGUUGAUUCUGGAGCAGCUGGAGACGGACGCCAGUUUCUUCAAAUACGACCUGCCUUGGCAGAUCCUCGUACUACUACUUUACAACAUUCCAUCACAACAUUGUCCGGAAGUAAUUAUGUGUUUAAAGAAGACGUCAAAGAUGAUACUCUUAAUUUGCAAGCUGUUGGAGAAGGUAAAGUACAACUAUCUCGAACACCACAGGAAAAAGAUCGCUUACCUGAUAGAAUUAGUCUGGACAGACGUGGUCUUUCGUCAAUACCUCACAUAGUUGGAGAGCCAGGACUGCGUUUAUUAUCCCUUCAACAUAAUUUGAUAAAUACUUUAUCAGGCCUUUCUCCACUUGAUUUAAGUAAACUUGUUUUUCUUGAUGUAUAUGAUAACCAAAUUGAUAAAAUAUCAUCACUUGAGAGACUUUUCAGUUUAAGAAUACUUUUAAUGGGCAAAAACAGAAUCAAAAGGAUUGAAGGAUUAUCGAAUCUUCUAAAAUUAGAAGUAUUAGAUUUACAUGGAAAUAGAAUUACAAAAGUUGGAGGGUUAUCAAAUCAGAGUGAACUUAAAGUUCUUAACUUAGCAGGUAAUCAAAUGAAAUGCAUUGGUAAGACCGAUCUACAGGGCCUUAUAUCAUUGAGAGAACUAAAUUUAAAACGAAAUCGCUUGAGAAAAUUACAAGGCUUUCAGCAUACUAUUAAAUUACAAAAAUUGUUUCUUGGAAAUAAUGAUUUGCAAAGCAUAGAAGACGUAGCGUCUUUAGCUGAAGCCACAACACUAACAGAAGUUUCUUUGGAUAAUAAUCCUGUAGCCUUAGGAGGUGAUUGUACGCCAUUUUUGGUAUCUUAUCUUCCGAAUUUGGUCACAUUAACUAAUAUGCACGUAAGUGAGCAGGUGCGUAGAGCUGCAAUGGCUUGGCGAGGUAAUAAAGAAGCAGCACAUGCAGCUUAUUGUGCACUUAGUGGUUCUGCACAACAAGCCGCUCGUCGAGACCAAGUAAUUCAUAAUGCUCGAACUAAUUGGGAAUUACUUAGGUCAGAAAACAAGUGUUUUAUUAAUACAAGUAGUGCGGUCAAAAAAGAUGAUAUUGAAAAAGAAUUUGAACAAUCAAGUUCCACUACUACAGUUACCGAAACUGAUGCAACGCAAACCGUAGAAACAGCUGUAAUUCCUGAUUUAAUAGCAUCUACAAGACACGUAGAUGCAGAUGACUCUGAUUAUAAAUUAUUUAAUAACAGUGAUACAAUUAUUAAAAAAUCAGAUACCACAAGUUUUAAGCCUUUACGAAAGUUACAUAGAAGUUCAACUGCUCGCAAACCUUCAGAUAAACGAGUAAAUUUUUCAGAACGAAGUGCUUCACAAGACACAGAUGCUUCACAUUCAACGUCUACUAGUAGUGAUUUAAGAUUACCGCCCAUUUUACUGCCUAUAAUAUCUUCACUAGAAAAUGUAAAGUUAUCAGAUAAUUCUGAACCAGUACUUAAACGCUGGGAAAGCAUUUCAAGUGUAGAACCUAUAGGCGAUUCUUCGUUUAGUUCCCUACCUUCAUCAACAAGUGAUAGUGAUGAUAAUACAAGCAAAAAACAUUUCCAAAGAGUACCCACAGUUUUAAGAAAACGAGAAAAUUUUGGUACUAUGCGUUCUAAGUCUGUUUGCGAUCCAGAAAGCCGAAGAGUCAAAGGAAAUUAUAGAAAUUUUGACAACAGUGAGAAUGUCAGUAAUAUCUCGUGUAACACAAACGUAGGUUCUGUUACGACAUCAUCAACUUCAGGAAGUGACAAUAACAGCAAAACUUUAAGGAGACAAGGAUCUUUAAAUAGCAGAUUAAGCAAUAGAAAUAUUCGUAGUGCUACAGUUGCAAGAAGAAGUGAAAGGGCCUCCUCCAGUCAUCGAGCCUCAACUGCCAGAGUUAAACCUAGUAAAAACUUAGCAAGCUUAAAAUCAUCAGAACCUGUACCUAAACAAGUCCCGCUUUCUAAAGAUAGGGAACAGGGGGUUGAUUACUUAGUUGAAGUAAGCGACGGUCUUGUAAGUGCGUGGGGUGCUGGUGCAGUGCGUCGUUUGUCACGUGACUGGGAGUGGGAACGAGCAAAGACAGUUACAAAAGCAGCGUUUCAUUAUGUGCACUUUAAUGCGGUUGCACAGUCUUUACCAGAACUAAAAGCCAAAUUCCCAAAUGUAAUACAUGUGUCAGUGAGAGCAACAGGGCUUCAGUAUUUAGGACAAUUACAUGCCUUAGCUGAACUGAGAGGAAUAACAGGUCUAACAAUAAUGCCAGAAGGUAACCCAAUAUGUAUAAAAAGUUGGCGUGAAUAUGCAGUAUAUCGACUUGCUCAUUGGGGUCUUAAAGAAAUUAAUAAUGAACCGGUGACAGAUGAAGAAUUGAAGGCAGCUAAUCAAACAUUUAACGGUUUAAGCGAUAUUGUGCUCCGUGCGCUUCCUGAUGCACCGUUGCAACCGUUACUAACACGAUUAGGAAGAAGUGGCAAUUGCCUAGUCAGUGCUAAGACUUGGCUAAGAGGAACUGAUCCAGCAUUACGCGAUGUAAUAGCUAAAGAAGCACUACAAUAUAAAAAGAGUCAUGUUUCUCAGGAAGAUAUGAGUUGGAGAGUGCGUGGUCGUGGUCAGUUAUCACAUGCGAUUGAGCUAGCUUGUGGUGCGGCAAUACGUCUUCGAACACUUGAACUACAAUGGCCGACCAUCUUCGUAGAAAUGAUUGAAGAAGUUUUACAAGAUUUUACUGACAUGGAGGCUCAUGUAAAGGAUCAGAUGCGUUUGCUCAUAGAUUCUUUGUGA
Molecule: messenger RNA, 2877 nt
Organism: Melitaea cinxia (Glanville fritillary)
Lineage: Eukaryota; Metazoa; Arthropoda; Insecta; Lepidoptera; Nymphalidae
Product: leucine-rich repeat-containing protein 49
Exons: 11
Coding region: 1-2877 (958 amino acids)
Molecular function (GO): protein binding
Source: RefSeq, a predicted model, not a curated record